Cornus florida is the source of this 1125-nucleotide messenger RNA. RefSeq names its product pumilio homolog 12-like. Gene Ontology annotation, biological process: post-transcriptional regulation of gene expression. Lineage: Eukaryota; Viridiplantae; Streptophyta; Magnoliopsida; Cornales; Cornaceae. Gene Ontology annotation, cellular component: cytoplasm. Bases 67 to 846 code for a protein of 259 amino acids. The record is from RefSeq and is a predicted model, not a curated record. Gene Ontology annotation, molecular function: mRNA binding. The transcript is spliced from 6 exons.
CCAGAAUUCUGCUCUGAAUGUUGGAGCCGGUACUGUCUUCGGGAGGGAAAAUAAUUAUAUGGCAAAAUGCAGUUGCAAUUGAUUGUGGAAAACAUUAUCUUACGACCCCAUUCACUUAAGGAGGCAGCAUUAAAUCAAUAUGGCUCAUAUUCAAUUCUGAAACUCAUCAGACAGCUGAAGAAGUCACCCUCGGCCUUAAAGCUGACAGCAGCCCUAUCUACCGGAUUUUAUGAAUUGAUGAUCAAUAAAACAGGCAAGCGUGUUAUUACUCAGUGUUUGGUUGGAUUGGAUUAUAAGACGAAUGAGGUAUUAUAUGGAGAAGCGAUAAGGAAUUGUAUGUCAUUAGCUACACACCCAGAGGGAUGUGUAUCCCUGAAUGAUUGCAUUAAUUGCAUAACAGGUGAUCACAGACAGUACCUCCUAAGCAUUAUCUCGAGUAACUCUGUUUUCCUUUCGUAUGAUCCUUCAGGGAACUUUGUGGUGCAACAUGUCCUAGGACUCCAUAACCAUGAUCUUACUCUUGAUAUUUGCACUCGUCUCCGAGGCAACUAUAUACAGCUCUCAACGACACAAACUGGCAGCCACGUAGUUGAGAAAUGCAUAAGAUUGUCCAGAGAAGGGAUGCGUUAUGUGGUUGAAGAGCUUAUAAAGAGCAACAAACUUCUAGAACUUGCUCGAGAUCAAUUUGGUAAUUAUGUGAUCCAAACAGCUUUAAAGACCACAAAGGUUGCCGAUACAGAUCUUUAUAAAUCUCUUGCAAGGGCCUUCCAACCACAUUUGUCAACUCUCCAGUACCGUAAACCUGGAAAAUAUGUGGUUGAACUGAUUAGAGGAGAAGAUAUCUGAAGGCAAAGUCUUGUUUCUGAAUGAGAGAAUAUAUGUUGAUUAUAUAUGAAAUUCAUUCUUGUUGAUGGGUUUAGUAUGUUUAUUUAUGUUUAGUUAGGGUGAAGUGCAAAUUUGUUGCCUUUUUGUUGAAGGGUAGGAUGAUGUAAUUAAGCUCUGUGCAAAUUGUUUGCUGGUUUUGUAGCUAAAAAAAGAUGUAGGGAGGCUUCCCUGUUUGGUAUACAUAAAUUGUAGAGUUCCUAUUUAUCUAAUGACUCGAAUUUUGUCUCUUCUAUUCUAAAC